GUCCUUUUCGGCUCUUCGGCCCUUCGGGUCUUCGGCUCGUGGGCGUUCGCUGUUGCUGGGCCCUCCGGGACCUUCCGCGGAACGCUAAAGCGUAGUUCUCGUUGGUGUAAUUUCCCCAGUUUUUUCAGCCACUUCCGGGUCUUGCGUAGCUCCGGAAGCCCGCGAGUUCCGGAAAGCUGGAUAGCUCAGAUUCUGCUAGAAAAAGUCAAGCUUUCCAGAGAAUGUUUCAGAAAAAGUUACGUGGAGCGUGGGCGUUUCGCAGACUCCUAAGCUCCUGACAAGUAUGAGGCAAGGAUUUCACAGAACUGGCAGCAAAAAUUCCCACUGCCAUAGCUGUAGACUGUCAAGUCUUGGGGGAGCAGCAGGAAGGGGAAAAAGAAACCUUCAGAGAAGACAUGGCUCCCAGAAAAGAGAAUACGAAGAGUAUAAACAGAGUGCUAAGAAUAAGUCAGUUGGAUGCACUUGAACUAAAUAAGGCCCUGGAGCAGCUGGUUUGGUCCCAGUUUACUCAGUGCUUUCAUGGAUUUAAGCCAGGCCUGUUAACCUGCUUUGAACCAGAGGUGAAAGCAUUCUUGUGGCUUUUCUUGUGGAGAUUCACCAUCUACUCCAAAAAUGCCACUGUGGGACAGUCAGUUUUGAAUAUUCAGUACAAAAACGAUUUUUCCCCUAACCAGAGAUACCAGCCACCAAGUAAAAAUCAAAAGAUCUGGUAUGCUGUUUGUACAAUUGGUGGGAGGUGGUUAGAAGAGAGAUGCUAUGAUUUGUUUCGAAACCAUCGUUUAGCAUCAUUUGGGAAAGUCAAGCAGUGUGUGAAUUUUGUGGUUGGACUUUUGAAAUUAGGUAGUUUGAUUAAUUUUUUGAUUUUCCUUCAAAGAGGAAAGUUUGCAACUUUGACAGAACGUCUCCUAGGCAUUCGUUCUGUAUUUUGUAAGCCUCAAAACAUACGCGAAGUUGGCUUUGAGUAUAUGAAUAGGGAACUUCUCUGGCAUGGUUUUGCUGAAUUUCUGAUUUUUCUCUUACCACUUAUCAAUAUCCAGAAGUUGAAAGCCAAGUUAUCUUCAUGGUGUAUCCCUUUCACUGGUGCUCCUAAUAGUGAUGAUACAUUAGUCACCAGUGGCAAAGAAUGUUCUCUAUGUGGAGAGUGGCCCACCAUGCCUCACACCAUAGGAUGUCAGCAUAUCUUCUGUUAUUACUGUGUUAAGAGUAAUUUCUUAUUUGACAUGUACUUCACUUGUCCUAAGUGUGGCACAGAGGUACACAGUCUGCAGCCACUGAAAUCAGGGAUCGAGAUGUCAGAAGUGAAUGCUCUUUAGAAACUAAAAUUGUUCCCUCUAAGGGAAAAUAUAGUAUGUUUAAGUCAUUAAUAUUGGUCAUCCUAAGUGUACCAUUUAGGUAUCUUUUAUAAGGCAUGUGCUUCUCAGCCAAUGUAUUCUGUUCCUUUCCAGGCAUGACUAAAUUCUAAUCACUGGAAACCACAUAAUUCUAAAUAUGUUAUGUAAAUAUUAAUAUAUUAUGCUUUUUAAAUAAUAGCAUUAAAUUUUUAAUGUCAAGAAUAAUGGAGAGCUUUUGUCACAUGACUAAGAACAUUCCUUCAUUUUACUACUUCCUAGAAAGAGGUCGGACUCUAAAGAAAGAUUUGGGAGACUGUGG
Messenger RNA from Propithecus coquereli (Coquerel's sifaka), 1650 nucleotides. RefSeq names its product peroxisomal biogenesis factor 2 (gene PEX2). The transcript has 3 exons. Gene Ontology annotation, molecular function: zinc ion binding. Gene Ontology annotation, biological process: protein import into peroxisome matrix. The record is from RefSeq and is a predicted model, not a curated record. Lineage: Eukaryota; Metazoa; Chordata; Mammalia; Primates; Indriidae. The coding region runs from base 396 to 1313 and encodes 305 amino acids. Gene Ontology annotation, cellular component: peroxisomal membrane.